CAUCACCUCUUUAGCAUAACAGAAUCUUUUAUAUCGGUAUGUACAGGCGAAGCCAUGCGCAAUUUUUGAUGUUCCAAUUCUCCAAAUUCAUCAAGCGACGCGCAAUGCCUUUCUCAACUUCGGACAGCGAGGAGCUCUCGUGUCCCGCAGCAGCAACAGUCGACUGACGCGCAAAUUCGCCCACAGAUCCUAUAACCAGCCAAAAUGUCGAACCCCCGUGUUGAAGAAAUCGUUGACGACAAGCCCGAGCAGCAGGUCGAGGUUGAUGACAGCUCCUCCGACUCUGAGGGUGAGGACGGUGGUAUCCCCGCCGGCUCUUCCGUCACCGUCCACUCGCGCAACGAGAAGAAGGCCCGCAAGGCCAUUGCCAAGCUCGGCUUGAAGAAGAUUGAGGGCAUCACUCGCGUCACUCUCCGCAGACCUAAGAACAUCCUCUUCGUUAUCAGCCAGCCCGAUGUUUACAAGUCUCCCAACUCCAACACCUACAUCAUCUUCGGUGAGGCCAAGAUUGAGGACCUGAACUCGCAAGCCCAGGCUGCCGCUGCCCAGCAGCUCUCCCAGCAGGAGGGUGCCGCUGAGCACACCCACGACCACUCCGACAAGGGCAAGGCCCCCGAGGUUGAGGCCAAGAAGGAGGAGGAAGAGGAGGAUGACGGUGAGGAGGUCGACGAGACCGGUCUUGAGGCCAAGGACAUUGAGCUUGUCAUGGCCCAGGCUUCUGUCAGCAGAAAGAAGGCCGUCAAGGCCCUCAAGGAGAACGACAACGACAUUGUCAACUCCAUCAUGGCCUUGAGCAUAUAGAUGCAGUCGCAUGUCUCGAAAAGAUAUGACUGAAGCUCUGAUCAAAACCCACCACUUUAUAUAAAAAGUUUCUAUCAACGAUUGAACGUUCUCGUUG
Molecule: messenger RNA, 898 nt
Organism: Aureobasidium pullulans EXF-150
Lineage: Eukaryota; Fungi; Ascomycota; Dothideomycetes; Dothideales; Saccotheciaceae
Product: nascent polypeptide-associated complex, alpha subunit
Exons: 3
Coding region: 205-801 (198 amino acids)
Biological process (GO): protein targeting to membrane
Cellular component (GO): cytoplasm; nascent polypeptide-associated complex
Source: RefSeq, a predicted model, not a curated record